UUGUUAUAACAUAUAUACAUACACAUCAAUAUAAGCUGUUAAAAGAGGUAGAGAGAUCAUCAGAGAAUGUCACAGAAGAAGUUCAUAGUCCAGGUGGAGCCCGCGGUAGCGGUGAAAGACGGAACUCCAUCAAUGGGACCGGUUUACCGGAGUGUGUUUGCUAAACACGGUUUUCCGGCUCCGGUUGACGGUUUGGAAUCCUGUUGGGAUAUUUUCCGCUUGUCAGUUGAGAAAUACCCCGAUAACCCAAUGCUUGGUACCCGUGAAUUCGUGAAUGGAAAGCAUGGAGCAUACAAAUGGUUGACUUACAAACAAGUAUAUGACAAGGUGAUACACGUUGGAAAUGCUAUCCGUUCAUGUGGCGUCGAGCCUGAGGGACGGUGUGGGAUUUAUGGUGCCAAUUGUGCAGAAUGGGUUAUAAGCAUGGAGGCAUGUAAUGCUCAUGGGUUGUAUUGUGUACCUUUAUAUGAUACCUUAGGUGCUGAUGCAAUCGAAUUCGUUAUUUGUCAUGCUGAGGUUACAAUAGCUUUUGCAGACGAGAAAAAGAUCUGCGAGUUGUUAAAAGUAAUUCCCAAGGCUAGAGAACAUCUGAAAACAAUUGUGAGCUUUGGGAAAGUUACCCUUGUACAAAGAGAACAAGUUGAAAAGUUUGGUUUGGCAAUUCAUUCAUGGGAUCAGUUCUUGUCAUUGGGUGAUGAUAAAAACUUCAACUUGCCACUAAAGAAGAAAAGCGACAUUUGUACCAUAAUGUACACUAGUGGAACGACUAGUGAUCCAAAGGGUGUACGGAUUUCCAACAACUGCAUGGUAACGCUUAUCGCUGGUGUCAAUCAUCUGCUGGAUAGUGCACAAGUAUCAUUAAACACAAACGACGUCUAUCUCUCGUUUCUACCUCUGGCACAUAUAUUUGAUCGGCUGAUUGAGGAAUGUUUUUUCAAUCAUGGGGCGUCUAUAGGAUUUUGGCGUGGGGAUGUUAAAAUGCUGAUUGAAGACAUAGGGGAGCUGAAACCUACUAUUUUCUGUGCUGUUCCUCGAGUUUUGGAAAGAAUUUAUUCAGGUUUACAACAGAAAAUUUCUGCUGGCGGUUUUAUCAAACGCAACUUAUUUAAUCUGGCGUAUUCAUACAAGUUACGUAAUAUGAACGCAGGGAUAGAACAUUCAAAGGCAUCUCCUCUUAGUGAUAAAAUCAUCUUUAGCAAGGUUAAGCAGGGGCUUGGAGGGCGAGUGCGGAUUAUUCUAUCUGGUGGUGCUCCACUAGCUCCACAUGUAGAAGCUUACCUGAAAGUAGUCACAUGCUCUCAUGUCCUUCAAGGAUACGGCCUGACAGAAACCUGUGGUGGAUCAUUUGUCUCGAUGCCAAACGAAAUGGAUAUGUUGGGUACAGUGGGCCCACCGAUUCCAAAUUUGGAUGCCCGUUUGGUGUCUGUUCCCGAGAUGAAUUAUGAUGCACUUUCAAGCAAACCGCAAGGGGAAGUAUGUAUACGAGGGGACGUUCUAUUUGCAGGUUACCACAAGCGUGAAGAUCUUACAAAAGAAGUUUUAGUCGAUGGUUGGUUCCAUACAGGCGAUAUUGGUGAGUGGCAACCAGACGGUAGCAUGAAAAUUAUUGACCGCAAGAAAAACAUUUUCAAGCUCUCUCAAGGAGAAUAUGUGGCUGUUGAAUAUCUAGAGAAUGUUUAUGGACUUGUUCCCGACAUUGAUGCGGUGUGGAUAUAUGGGAACAGCUUUGAGUCUUGUCUUGUUGGUGUUGUGAACCCGCAUAAACAAGCGAUAGAACAUUAUGCAGAAACUCAUAAUAUUUCUGGGGAUUUUGAUUCCUUAUGUGAAAACCCCAAGAUUAAAGAAUACAUACUGGGAGAGCUCAAUAGAAUUGGAAAAGAGAAAAAGUUAAAAAGUUUUGAAUCUGUUAAAACUGUUCAUCUUGACCCGGUCCCUUUCGACUUGGAACGUGACCUUCUGACCCCAACAUUUAAGAAGAAGCGACCUCAGAUGCUCAAAUAUUACCAGAAUGUAAUUGAUAACAUGUACAAGACUAUAAACAAAAGGUGAAUCACGACAUAGAUAUGAUAUCUUCUUCUCUCUAUUUGGCUAACGGUUCAUUAUCAUCUUUAGCGCGAUUCUCUAUCUGUUUUGCACCCUAUAUUUUUUUCGGUAUGCGAUUGUACAUUUGUGUUAUAUGUAAUAUAAUCUUUUAAUGUAAAAUAAAUCUUGUUUUUUUGUACAUAAAAUAACUAUAAGAAAUGUUAAUUAGUGGUGAU
Helianthus annuus (common sunflower) is the source of this 2258-nucleotide messenger RNA. RefSeq names its product long chain acyl-CoA synthetase 4. The transcript is spliced from 19 exons. The coding region runs from base 67 to 2049 and encodes 660 amino acids. Gene Ontology annotation, biological process: fatty acid metabolic process. Gene Ontology annotation, molecular function: long-chain fatty acid-CoA ligase activity. Gene Ontology annotation, cellular component: endoplasmic reticulum; membrane. Lineage: Eukaryota; Viridiplantae; Streptophyta; Magnoliopsida; Asterales; Asteraceae. The record is from RefSeq and is a predicted model, not a curated record.